CUUUGGAGUGUUCGAAAGCUUCCCCAACUCCCCCACCCCCAACCCCUCUUCAAUAUAUAAUACACAUACUUCCUUAGUUUUACAGAUACAACGUCGAUCCCAGAAGCAAACAAAGCCCAGAAUCUUCUUCCAAACUUGCUUUAGUGUGCAGAAAACAAAAAUGCUUUCGAAUCCUCCCAAAUCGUCUCUCCUACUCCACAGAAUCAACACAACAACAACCUCCACUGCCGCCGCGCAGUUUCAGAAGAGCGACUUCCACAAGCGGUACUCCCCUCUAAAGUGCGCCAACCCCGUGCCCGACAGCGUGGCGCGCUACCACACCCAAGCUGCUGGGCCGAACCAGUGUUUCUCCGUCGUGGUGCAGGAGAUCGCCGCUCCAGUAUCCACCGUGUGGUCCGUGGUCCGCCGCUUCGACAAUCCGCAGGCCUACAAGCACUUCGUCAAGAGCUGCAACCUCAUCGGAGGAGACGGCGACGUCGGCACAGUCCGCGAAGUCCAAGUUGUCUCGGGCCUCCCCGCCGCGCGUAGUACCGAGCGUCUAGAGAUCCUCGACGAGGAGCGCCACGUCAUCAGCUUCAGCGUAGUUGGCGGUGACCACCGCCUCGCCAACUACAGGUCAGUAACCACCCUCCACUCGUCACCCGCAGGUAACGGCACCGUCGUGCUCGAGUCUUACGUGGUGGACAUCCCGCCUGGAAACACUAAGGAGGACACCUGCGACUUCGUGGACACAAUCGUUCGCUGCAACCUCCAUUCGCUGGCUCAGAUCGCCGAGAACUUGACCAGACGCAACAAGUCCUAGCUCGUCAUGAUGAUCAUGAAUAAUAUUUUUCAUAAAUACCAAAAUGUCUUCGGUCAUUUGCCGUCGUUUUUGUGAUUAUCUGUGAGUUAUAGCAUUAAUUAGUUGUCAUCUGUGUGCCAUAUAUAUAUAUUUUCUGUGUGUAAUACGAUAAGCAUCAAGAUCUAUAUGACAUCAACCUCCUCUUCUUCUUC
Molecule: messenger RNA, 993 nt
Organism: Juglans regia (Persian walnut)
Lineage: Eukaryota; Viridiplantae; Streptophyta; Magnoliopsida; Fagales; Juglandaceae
Product: abscisic acid receptor PYL4-like
Exons: 1
Coding region: 161-802 (213 amino acids)
Biological process (GO): abscisic acid-activated signaling pathway
Cellular component (GO): nucleus; cytoplasm
Molecular function (GO): abscisic acid binding; protein phosphatase inhibitor activity; signaling receptor activity
Source: RefSeq, a predicted model, not a curated record